CGAAGAAGUGCUGCCAGCUGCCACGCUGUUGCUACGCAACCGUGUAAUCGGAGUAACCAGGGACACCAGCUAUGCUUCAGGACAAUGCUGAAGGGCCGCAGGUCCAGAGCAGACAGAAGGAUGCAGGCCAUGAUGGCUGGAGCGCUUCAGGAUCACAUCAUCCGGAGUGUUACACACCUUCAGCGCCCCAACCUUCCCUCACCUUCCACACGCCACACACACUCUCACACACACCAUGUUGAUGAUGAGCGGGAGUUUGUGCUGGACUCACCUCAGCCUCCACUCACACUCGCUCAGAAGCUGGGUUUAGUAGCCGCUCCCAGCAGCAGAAGGCUGACUAUAGACGAGUGGAUGGAGGUGAAAUCUCGCUCCCUGCUGAACGGAGACUCCACUCAGCCGUGCAUCAUCUGCACCGAGGAGUUCCGUCUCCAGCCGCAGGUUCUGCUCUCCUGUUCUCACAUCUUUCACAGAGCGUGCUUGAGGAAGUUUGAGCACUUUUCGGGCAGGAAGUGUUGUCCGCUGUGCAGGACGGAGCAGUACGAGACUCGAACGAUACAUGACGGAGCGAGACUCUACAGAGAGAAGUGCGCUCUCAGGAUUCAGGCCUGGUGGCGAGGCUGCGUCGCACGACAGUGGUACAGAGACGUGAGGAAAGUCGUGCCGCCCAGUGACCCGCGAUUACGACGCAGAUUCUUCGAGGAGAAGUUUCAGCAGCUGAACACGAGCCUGGUGCAGUCAUGCCGCAGCGACGUCGACUCGUUCCUGCGUGAAAUAGACCAGAGCGUCGCCCAGAGCCGAGACGUCUUCCACCUCUUCGACCGUCUACAGACCAGCAGCACCAGAGGAAUGGAGGAGGAGGAGUGGAGGAAAGCUCAGGAGAAGGCGGUCCAGCGGGACACUUACGACUGUCCGAUCUGUCUGACUCCUCUGAGAAGCGCGCACUCGUCCACUCCAGUUGUCCUGCUUUCCUGCUCCCAUCUGUUCCAUCAGUCCUGCCUGAGAGCAUCAGAGCACUUCUGCCAGGAGGGCGGCGCCACCUGCCCACUCUGCCGUCGUCACUAUGUCUCUGUGCCCGUGUACGACUUUGCCCGUUACCAUACCAUGUAAAGUAUGACACUGAGCGUUAGCUAGUUAGUAUGCGGACAUUCAAGAAAAAAUAAACCCAUCAACAAACUGAUUCAUUAGAACAAUUCAUCAGACUGUUAUCCGAUUCACCAGAUCCGAUCAAGUCAUUGUUACUUGGUGUGAAUUCUAAUGAAUCAAAUAGAACCAGAUGAAUGAAUAACUUACUAUUUGAUACAGUUUGGUAAAUCAAAUAUCAGUCUGAUUAUUUAUUCCAAUGAAUCAAAUAGUGAAAUCAUCAAACUGGUAUUUGAUUCACCAGAACCACUCGGUUUGUUCUACUCUGAUUAUUUGUUCUCGUGAAUCAAAACUUUACUGUUUGACUCAUUAGAACACGUGAUUGGUUCUAGUGAAUCAAAUAACAGUCUGAUGGUUUGUUCUAAUAAAUCAAAUGGUUUUCUCAUCACAUUGGUAUUUGACUCACUAGAACCAAUCAGCACGUGUUCUAAUGAGUCAAACAGUAAAGUGGUGAUUAAUUCAGUUUGGUAAACUGAAUAUUAAUGUGUUGAUUGGUUUUGGUGUAUCAAAUACCAGUCUGAUUAUUUGUUGCAAUAAACAAAAAUCAUCACACUGGUAAAAUGUUGGUAAAUUUAAUAAGUCGGAGUACCAAUAUGUUAAUUAGGUUCUGGUGAAUCAAAUAGUGAAAUAAUCACACUGGUAUUUGUUUCACCAGAACCAAUCAACACAUUAGAAAUGAAUCGACACAUUGCCGUUUGAUUCAUUAGAACAAGUCAACACACUGCUAAAGAGAAAAUCUGAAUUAUGGACAGACUUGUCUGUUAAUUGAGGUAAAAAGAAAAUCUCCACAAGGAUUUGCAUUGAGAAAGAGCAUUUUAUUUCCAACGUUCUGAACUGAACGCGAGACCAGAAAAAAAAAAGAAAAUUGGUUGCUUGUAAUGGAAUAAAAGAAUGCAUUUUCACAGUAUAAUAUACAAACCAGUGACAAUUUUAUGAUCUGUGCAUUUCUGUUUAUGGUCCAGAGGUCAUUGGGGGGAAAAGCAAGAGAUAUAUACACAUAUACACAAACACACACACACACACACACACACAUAUAAGACAUUUGAUGAUUUGCAUAUUAUACAAUGACUUUGUACAAAAAAAAGUGCAUACUUUGUACAUAUGCUUUACUUCAAAAACAACAAUCGUCCUUCAGACACACAUUACAUUCAAGAGUAAAAUGUGAUGAGUCAGCUUAUUUAUUUAUUAAUAUAUAAUAAAUGACCUUUUCACAGGUUGUAAAUUCAGUGUCCCUCAUGUGAGAUCUGUUUAAAAAGCCCGAAUCUCAUUUGAACAACGUUUAAAACACACUCAUGUUUCAUGUCAUCACUGGCAUUGUAAACUGGUUGUUUCUUUGACGGUCACAUGAGGGG
This is a messenger RNA of Ictalurus punctatus (channel catfish), 2492 nucleotides long. It is a transcript of the gene rnf32, whose product is annotated as ring finger protein 32. Lineage: Eukaryota; Metazoa; Chordata; Actinopteri; Siluriformes; Ictaluridae. Bases 85 to 1107 code for a protein of 340 amino acids. The record is from RefSeq and is a predicted model, not a curated record. Gene Ontology annotation, molecular function: protein binding. The transcript has 8 exons.